Eremomyces bilateralis CBS 781.70 is the source of this 2919-nucleotide messenger RNA. RefSeq names its product P-loop containing nucleoside triphosphate hydrolase protein. The record is from RefSeq and is a predicted model, not a curated record. NCBI's taxonomy places the organism in Eukaryota, Fungi, Ascomycota, Dothideomycetes, Eremomycetales, Eremomycetaceae. Gene Ontology annotation, cellular component: cytoplasm. Gene Ontology annotation, biological process: nuclear-transcribed mRNA catabolic process, nonsense-mediated decay. Gene Ontology annotation, molecular function: RNA helicase activity; RNA binding; ATP binding. The transcript has 13 exons. The coding region runs from base 1 to 2919 and encodes 972 amino acids.
AUGGAGAGCGCUUUCAAACAUAUGGGCAACCACCUGGUCUCCGACUCGGCCGACACGAUCAAUGCUGGCGAAGACGAGAGCCUUUUUGAUGGAAAUCUGGGGCGUGCUCCCCUAGGAACCGGUCCCCGCCGCCGAAACCAUGGCGAUGACGAUGACGAGACCGAGGUGUUUGACGACGAGGACCUCGAAAGCAUGGCAAGCAUGACGGUGGAUGAAGCGAAUGGCAAGAAGGCUAUGAAAGCGGAAGAAGAGGUUGAGUCGCCUCCGCAUGCCUGCGCGUAUUGCGGCAUCCAUAACCCAAGCUGUGUCGUGAAAUGCCUUACUUGCGGAAAGUGGUUUUGCAGUGCUCGCGGCAACACGUCGUCCUCACACAUUGUGAAUCAUCUAGUCCGAGCGCGUCACAAGGAAGUCCAACUCCAUCCGAACCACACUUCUCUUGGUGACACCAUUCUCGAAUGCUACAACUGUGGAACGAAGAACUCUGAUACCGUCGUGGUCCUCCUCUGCCGCCAGCCAUGUGCGUCCGCUCACUCGGCCAAGGAUAUGAACUGGGACAUUGCACGAUGGCAGCCACUCAUCGAAGACCGGUCGUUCCUGGAAUGGCUACUUCCCCUGCCAUCCGAUCAAGAACAGCUACGAGCGCGCCACCUGAGCCCGCAAAUGUAUGUGAAGCUGGAGGAGCUAUGGAAGGACAACGCGAAUGCCACGAUAAAGGAUCUUGAGAAGGGUGCCAUGGUCGACGAUGAACCCGCGCCGGUCCUCCUUCGAUACGACGAUGCCUAUCAAUACCAAAACGUGUUUGGACCUUUGGAGGCUCAGUCUCAGGAUAACUUGAUCCACUUGGCUAGCUUUGUCCUCCCCAAGCUCGAACUUGGCGACGUUAAGUUGGCUGUCGGUGAUGAAAUGCGAUUGCGUUAUACUGGCGAACUUCGACCUCACUGGGAAGGUGUGGGAUAUGUCAUCAAGAUUCCGAACAACCAGUCCGACGAGUCGGUUCCCACAGAGUGUACGCACAACUUCACUGCGGAUUAUGUAUGGAAGGCGACUUCAUUCGAUCGCAUGCAACACGCCAUGAAGACAUUCGCGGUGGACGAGAUGAGUGUUUCAGGCUACAUUUUCCAUCGUCUGCUUGGCCACGAAGUUGCAGCCGCACCUAUGAAAACCCAGCUGCCCCGGAAAUUCAGCGUUCCAGGCCUCCCCGAGCUGAAUGGAAGUCAGAUCAAUGCGGUAAAAAGCGGGCCGCCGGGUACGGGCAAGACUGUCACGUCAGCAACCGUUAUCUACCACCUGGCCAAGAUGACGUCCGGACAGGUUCUCGUUUGCGCGCCGUCCAACGUCGCCGUGGAUCAGCUUUGCGAGCGCAUCCACAUCACCGGACUGAAAGUUGUUCGGGUUACUGCGAAAUCGAGAGAAGACGUCGAAUCCUCUGUUGGCUUCCUCUCGCUCCACGAACAAGUGCGAAUGAACGAUACGAACAACGAGUUGGGCGAGCUGUCAAGCCAAGACGAAAAGAAAUUCAAGCAGCUCACUCGCGCUGCGGAGCGAGAAAUCUUGAACAGUGCCGAUGUCAUCUGCUGCACUUGUUUUAAGUUCCGAACCGUGCUCAUCGACGAGUCGACCCAAGCCGCUGAGCCUGAGUGCAUGAUUCCUCUUGUCUUAGGAUGCAAGCAGGUGGUCCUUGUUGGAGAUCACCAGCAGUUGGGCCCUGUCAUCAUGAACAAGAAAGCUGCCAAAGCCGGCCUCAACCAAUCUUUGUUUGAGCGUCUUGUCAUUCUCGGAUGCGCCCCGAUUCGCCUCCAGUUCCCUUCCAACAUGUUUUACGAGGGUUCUCUGCAGAAUGGUGUGACAAUGCAGCAGCGACUUCGACGUGAUGUCGAUUUCCCCUGGCCCGUUGCCGAUGCGCCGAUGAUGUUCUGGUCCAACCUUGGGAAUGAGGAGAUCUCAGCAUCAGGUACCUCGUACUUGAAUCGUACUGAAGCGUCGAAUGCUGGUGUCCAGCCGGCCGACAUUGGUGUCAUCACUCCAUACGAAGGACAGCGCAGCUACAUCAAGGAGAACUACAAAGAAGUUGAAGUUGCAUCCGUCGACGCUUUCCAGGGUCGUGAGAAAGACUUUGUUGUUUUGUCUUGCGUCCGCUCCAACGACCACCAAGGCAUUGGAUUUUUGUCGGAUCCCCGCCGUCUGAAUGUCGCCCUCACCCGAGCGAAAUAUGGCCUGGUGAUCCUUGGUAACCCCAAGGUGUUGUCGAAGCAUCCUCUGUGGCAUUUCCUCCUGCUUCACUUCAAAGAGCGCAACUGUCUCGUGGAAGGGCCUCUUCGCCCGAAGCAGACCUACCGUGGCCCACAACGCUAUCAAAUGGCAUACCAGAACGCCGCCUCUCACUUCGCCGGCCGUGGACACGCUCCUGCUCAAAACGGUAAACCCGCCCGCGAAUACGAUGCAGCGAGCAGCAUUGUCGGCUACAUCCCCGAUGAUGUCUCGUCCGUCCACUCAUCUGCACUGGGCGGUGUUGGUAUCGGCAAUCACAACGCCAACUUCCCACCCAUGUUCCAGAACUUCACAGAGUCCUGGCCUACACUCCCCGCCACGGCCCGCGGUGUCCCUGGGAAGAAGGUCAAUGGUCCCAUUGCUCCAGGCAGCAUCGCAGGCGACAGCGUUGCCGCUAGCGAGCUUACGGAUGUGACAACAAGUAUGCUGGACGGAAAGCAGGGCGGCGUGUCGCUCACCGGGUUGAGUCUCCAUGACUCCGGAAAGACACAGUCGCUUAGCCAGAGCGAUCGUCUGAAGCGUUACGUUGAGGCGAGCGCUCGUCCUGACGGGGGGCGUGGCCUGGGUCGUGGGUUGCCGAAUGACGAAGACGAGAUUCGGAGCCUCAGUAGCGCCUUUGCGUCCCAAAUCGGUGUCAACUCAUAUGAUUGA